Danio aesculapii is the source of this 1678-nucleotide messenger RNA. Its product is annotated as C3a anaphylatoxin chemotactic receptor. Gene Ontology annotation, cellular component: plasma membrane. Gene Ontology annotation, molecular function: G protein-coupled receptor activity; complement receptor activity. The coding region runs from base 1 to 1017 and encodes 338 amino acids. The record is from RefSeq and is a predicted model, not a curated record. Gene Ontology annotation, biological process: phospholipase C-activating G protein-coupled receptor signaling pathway; complement receptor mediated signaling pathway; inflammatory response. Lineage: Eukaryota; Metazoa; Chordata; Actinopteri; Cypriniformes; Danionidae. The transcript is spliced from 2 exons.
AUGACCGACAAUACGACUCUUUCUCCUCACUCCAACUCUAAAAUCUCAACCGACUAUGAGAAAACGACAGUGGAUAUGGUCUUUUACGCCAUCAUCGUUCUCUUCGGCACCACCGGGAACUCUGUGGUCAUCUGGGUGGCUGGUUUCCGCAUGAAACCCAACGUCACCAAUGUAUGGUUGGUCAACCUCGCAGUAGCAGAUCUGAUCUUCAGCAUGACAAGAAUCAUUUCACUCAUCAAAAACCUUUUCUUUGAUUACUGGCCUUUCGGAGUCUUUCUCUGCAAGUUCAAUGGUUUCUUCAAGUACGCCAACAUGUUCUGCAGUGUUUUUCUUCUGGCUGUCAUCAGUGUGGAUCGAGUGCUCUGCGUCUGGCGUCCGGUGUUCAUCAGGAAACGACGGACAGUCUGUGCUGCUCGUGUGGUCAGUGUGGGAGUUUGGAUUGUGGCUGUGAUCUUUAGUUCUCCUUACUUUGUUUACCGGGAGGUCUUUCUGCGUGCAAACAACUUGAGUCAUUGCUCACUGGGGGGUAAAGAUGGUGCCGAGGGUGGCAAUUUGGCAAAGUAUGUCUACUACUUUGUUCGUUUCAUCUGUGGAUUCCUGUUGCCCUUUCUGGUCAUCUUCAUCUGCUACACACUGGCUGCUAUUGGGAUUCGCAGAACAAGAUUCUCUGGCAAAUCAAGGCCUCUUCGCAUUCUUGCUGUUUUGGUCUGUGCCUUUUUCCUAUGCUGGGCUCCAUAUCACUUUCUAGGGCUAGUCAAGUUGGUGAAUAAAGACAAUGAGGUGGUAAAAAUAGGAUGGAAUAUGGCUUCAAACUUAGCCUAUUUCAACAGCUGCAUUAACCCAAUCUUGUACUUCUUUAUGGGACUGGAUGUUAGUCGACGCUGCAAUCAAAGUUUGUCUGGGAUUUUUCAUAGAGCACUCAUGGAGGAAGGCCAAAGUCUAUCCCAGCAGGGAACUGAAGAAAGCUGUAAUUCCUUUCCAAAGACUGCAGGUGAUGAGUGUGUCACUAAAAUUUAGGUGUUUUCACUCAUUUUUCCUUAUUUUCAGGGUGCAAAUCACAGGGGGGUUUGGGAAGGAUUGACCUCCUUAAUUAAGAAAGUUGAUCCCCCCCUGAAGGACAUCAAAACACGAUGUAUGGGGGGGCAGCCCUUAAAUAGUAAGAAAUAGCUUUCUCUGAUCUCUGAUUUUUUAUCUUAAAAAUUAAUAAUUAAAAAUGCAUAAUAUAAAAAUACAUUUGACCCCUCCAUAACGGAUCAUACUAUUGUGAAUGCAUAAAUCACCUCAAUCAAUGCUAGGAAAAAUUUAAUUCAACAGUCUGAAACUGGCAGUUCUAGAGCACCGACAGACACCUUAAGUAUUCAUAAAACACAUUUCUUGUAAAAUAGGUGUUUAUAUCUGCAUGUAGCCAAAAAAAAGAAAAACUAAACACAUAAUUUGUAUAGUUUGACCGACAGUAACCUCUAAAAUAGUCACUAAAUAUCCCUCAAAAUACUGAAAACGUUUACAUUUUAUUAAUAAAGGAGAUGUAAUUUAAAUGCAUUCAUAAAUUUGAUUCACUGAAGCAUAUAUUACCAAACUACUACGAAAAAGUUGAGCCCCCUGAUCGCCAAUAUAUAAUUCGCACCCUGCUUAUUUUGCCACUAAAAUGUAGGUGUUUUUACUUAAUUUCAAUUAAUUG